AUGAAGGAAGCAUCAGUAGAAGUCAGUGAUAUCCGUUUGCAAUUGGCAACUAUGUUGAAGCAAAAGUCCAGAAACAAUUGGCUUUUGGAGGGAGCCAGUAAUACUAGUUUCUUCCAUACAAGUAUUAAUAUUCAUAGGAGGAGCAAUAUUAUCUCGGAGUUGGUAAAUGACAAUGGGGUGACCAUUACGGAUUAUGAUCAAAUUAGAGAUCUUGCUGUGAACUAUUUUGAAAACAAAUUUAAUGGUGAUUCCUCUAUCCCGGUUGAUUCUCUUUUUGACGUUGAUCAUGCAAGUAUUUCGGUGGAGGAGAGUACUCGUAUGGAUCAAUUUCCUACUCAAGAGGAGAUUCAUGAGGCUGUUUUUAACUUGGGAGCGGAUAGUGCUCUAGGUCCGGAUGGAUUUGCUGGUUUUUUCUACAGACAUUGCUGGGAAAUCAUUCGAGAUGAUUUGGGUGUAAAUUUGAGCUUGUUGCUGCUUUUUCCAAAGGAAAGAGGUGCUAAUACUCUUAAAAACUUUAGACCAAUUGGCCUUAGUAAUUUCUUUUUUAAGAUUUUUACUAAGAUUCUGGCUACUCGGUUGGGGAGUGUUCUUGGAAAUCUAGUUUCGGAGGAGCAAGUUUCUUUUAUGAAGGGUAUAAAUAUCCACGAAAAUAUUAGCCUUGCCUCGGAGAUGGUGAAUGAACUUCAGAUUAAAAGGAAAGAAGGUAAUGUGGGUCUUAAGCUUGAUAUUACACAAGAUUUUGAUACGGGUGAUCCUUUGUCUCCUUUAAUUUUUGUGUUGAUUGAGGAUGUCUUGAGCAGAAAUAUCACGAAACUUUUUCCUGAAGGGAAACAUGAAAAGUUUGAGGAAUCUGGUAGCUCUUUGAACUCUUAUCAAAGAGCUUCAUGUCAGACUGUUAGUCGAGAGAAGAGCAAACUCUAUUAUGGAGGUGGUUCUUUAUGGAGGCGUGCUACUAUUUCUGGAUUUUUGGGUAUGAAUGUUGUAACUUUUCCUGAUAGAUAUGUGGGGGUCAAGGUAAUGUCGGGGGAUGUUAAAUAUCAUCAUGUGAGCAAUGUGGUGGAGAAGAUUAAGGAUCAGUUAUCGAGCUGGAAGGGAAGAAUGCUUUCUUUUCAAGUUAGGGUGGUGCUAGUCAAGUCAGUUAUUGUAAGUUACUCAAUUCAUAAUAUGGCGGUUUACAAGUGGCCUAGGAAGUUCAUUCACCAAUGUGAAGUUGCCAUUCGGAAUUUUGUGUGGUCCGGUGAUUCUCAAGUUAGUAUAUCCUUUAUGGUAGCUUAUAACAAGGUUUAUGCUCCUUAUAAUGAAGACGGUCUUGGAAUUACCCAAAUGAGGGUUAUGAACAAGGCGAUACUUAUGAAAUUGUGCUGGAAUAUUUGCUCCUCUAAAAAGGCUUGGGCAGGUUAUUUGAGAGCUAAGUUUUUCAAGAAAUCUGGUCAGUUGGUAGGUUACAGGAAGUCCUCUAUUUUCCCUGGUUUUAAAUGGGUUUAUAAUGAAGUUAAUGUUAAUACUAAGGUGCUGAGUGGAGAUGGUAGAGCAACGUCUCUUUAUUUUGACUCUUGGUGUGAGGAAACUUGUAUUGUGAACGCUAUUGGUCCUGAAAAUUUGGACCAUAACUUAUUAGUUGUUGAUUGCAUUCAAAAUGGGGAGUGGAUACUCACGGAAUUAGUGACGCAAAAAUGCUUGCAGAUGGUGUAG
Messenger RNA from Papaver somniferum (opium poppy), 1692 nucleotides. RefSeq lists its product as uncharacterized. The coding region runs from base 1 to 1692 and encodes 563 amino acids. The transcript has 4 exons. The record is from RefSeq and is a predicted model, not a curated record. NCBI's taxonomy places the organism in Eukaryota, Viridiplantae, Streptophyta, Magnoliopsida, Ranunculales, Papaveraceae.